AUGGAUGAAAUAACAGAGUCUAGCAUGAGAUACGGACUUUAUAUAAAUACAAACAAAACUAAAUUUAUGAUUAUAAGCAAGGAAGACAUCACAGGAGUCCACAUAAACAUAAAUCAAAUCAGAAUAGAGAGAGUACAUAAAUACCAAUAUCUUGGCACCGUCAUUAACGAACAAUGGGACAAUGCAGAAGAAAUCAAGUGUCGUAUUGGAAAAGCCAGAGAUGUAUUUAAUUCAAUGAGUGCGUCAUUCAAGAGCCACGACCUAUCUCUACAUUUAAAAAUACGACUACUGAGAUGCUACGUGUUCUCAACUCUUUUGUAUGGUGCAAAAACUUGGACUCUAACCAAAGCGACUUCGAAUAAGUUAGAUGCAUUUGAAUUAUGGUUAUACAGAAGAAUUUUGAGAAUAUCAUGGACUGAGAAGAUUACCAAUAUUGAGGUAUUGCGUAGAAUGGGGAAGGAAAAGCAAUGA
Messenger RNA from Macrosiphum euphorbiae (potato aphid), 471 nucleotides. Lineage: Eukaryota; Metazoa; Arthropoda; Insecta; Hemiptera; Aphididae. The record is from the annotation of a GenBank genome assembly.